ACAAGGCAAAUUUAGCAGUGUUUGAUUUAGAGCCUGUUUACUUUGGGAGAUAUACAAUUUACUAGCAUCAAAGUUCAGAUUUAAACCCAGCAAUUCACUUUAUUCUAGCUAUUCAACGUAUUCCUCUCUACACAGUGGCUUGGAGCUUCUGACCUGUCACAAUGAAGCUCCUAUUUCAUUUGUUCGUUCUCUCUUUCGUCAUAACAUCUGCAUUUUGUGGGAUCAAAGACUUUAAUAAGCACUUUGAAAGCAUUGAUCAAGCUAUAAAUCCCCGUUCGCCCCAUGAAAAUGAAACCCACAAUAUGCCUAAUUUUCCACCAGGGUUCCAUAAGGCAAAUACUAUAACCAAUGACUUGAUUGCUGAGGAAGAUGAAGAGGAAGACUAUCUAGAUUUGGAAAAGAUAUUUGAUGAGGAUUAUUAUGGUGACAUAAUUGAUGCUUCUCCAUAUCCCUAUAUGGUUGCUGAAAUUCAGCAAGGAAAUAUUCUUGAGCUAUUCCCUGGUAAAACCAGAAUCCAGCGUCUCAACAUCCUCAAUGCAAACUUUGGCUUCAACCUUUAUCGGAGUCUGAAGGACAGAGCCAAUUCUUCAGAUAACAUUCUGAUGGCUCCUGUUGGUAUUUCCACUGCAAUGGCUAUGAUUUCAUUAGGGCUGAAGGGACAAACACACCAGGAGGUACUCUCUGUUCUAGGCUUCAGAGAUUUCAUUAACGCCAGCUCCAAGUAUGAGAUUAUGACAAUUCACAACCUCUUCCGUAAACUAACUCACCGGCUCUUCAGACGCAAUUUCGGUUACACGCUGCGAUCGGUCAAUGAUCUUUAUAUUCGGAAGCAAUUUUCUAUUAUGGAUGAUUUCAGAAACAACAUGAAAAAUUAUUACUUUGCUGAGGCUCAAUCAUCUGACUUCUCAGACCCUGCCUUCAUCACUAAAACCAACGAGCGCAUCCUGAAACUGACCAAAGGAUUAAUAAAAGAAGCUCUGGUGAACAUCAACCCCACAACAUUGAUGAUGAUUCUCAACUGUAUUUACUUUAAAGGAACUUGGGAAAACAAGUUUCCAGUGGAAAUGACAAACAAACGGACCUUCCGACUGAAUGAGAAAGAAACAAUAAAGGUUCCUAUGAUGCAGACCAAAGGAAACUUCCUGGCUGCUGCAGACCAUGAGCUAGACUGUGGUGUGCUCCAGCUGCCAUAUGUGGGGAACAUCAGCAUGCUGAUUGUGCUGCCAAACAAACUAUCUGGCAUGAAAGCACUGGAGAAGCAACUGACCCCUCAGGUGGUGGAGAAAUGGCAAAAGAGCAUGACAAACAGAACAAGAGAGGUAGUUCUGCCUAAAUUUAAGCUGGAGAAGAGCUAUGACCUGACUGAUUAUCUGAAAUCCAUGGGAAUAGAAACACUGUUUGACAACAAUGGCGACUAUUCUGGAGUAUCAACUGAGAAAGUCAUCAUUGAUGUGUUCAAUCACCAAGGCACGAUUACUGUGAACGAGGAAGGCACAGAGGCUGCAGCUGUGACCACGGUAGGGUUCAUGCCCCUUUCCACUCAGAUUCGCUUCGUCGUUGACCGCCCCUUUCUGUUUCUCAUCUACGAGCAUCGCACCAGCUGCCUACUGUUCAUGGGCAGAGUCGCCAACCCCAGCAAGUUUUAAAAAACAGAGGAGUGCUCUCAUAUCCAGGUUGUAUGGUUACAUUUUAGUAUAGCUGUUUUUGAAAGGAAGUUUUUACUUAUCACAUUAGUCAGAGGUUACUGUCAUUACACAUGACUCACCAUUUAUCAGUGGAAAAUGCAAUAUAUACGAGACCAUUCAUGUGUGUAUAUAUAUAUAUAUAUAUAUAUAUACGAAUGGAUUCACAGCAGUAGAUGAUUUGACUGCAAUUUAUAAAGAUUAAUGACAGGCACUGAUAUAUCUGUAUUAAAAUCUCAUUAAAUAACUUACACAGUGUUAUAUUCAAUGUAUUGAACUUAACCAGCAAAUAAAACCUUAGACCAGGA
Messenger RNA from Trachemys scripta elegans, 1990 nucleotides. It is a transcript of the gene SERPIND1, whose product is annotated as serpin family D member 1. Lineage: Eukaryota; Metazoa; Chordata; Testudines; Emydidae. The record is from RefSeq and is a predicted model, not a curated record. The transcript has 5 exons. Gene Ontology annotation, biological process: negative regulation of endopeptidase activity; blood coagulation. Gene Ontology annotation, molecular function: serine-type endopeptidase inhibitor activity. Bases 162 to 1646 code for a protein of 494 amino acids.